CCAGUGUCUCGCUGGCCAUCCAAGGAUUGGCAAGUCCAGAUCGUCUCAGACAAGCCGCACAUGUUGGAAUUAUAUCUAAUUAAUUUGAAGUCACUCUAUCACUCCCAUCCGAAAGAUCGAAAGUCCGAAAGAGAUGAUGAUUUUGACGUACUAAACUGGUGGAAGGGAAAAGAAAGAAUGUUCCCGGUUUUUGCAAAGAUGGCUAAGCAAGUGCUAUCAAUGCCGGUUUCAACGGUUGCCGUGGAACAAGAAUUUAGUUCGACCGGCAAUGUCUUAACACAAACCAGAACGAGGUUGAGCGUUGAAUCUCUUGAGAUGCUUAUAUGCUACCACGAUUGGUUGAAAGCAGCCCGUAGAGCUCAAGAAAUUGACAUUACCCCAUCCCAACACUUUAUGGAUGAAUCUACAACCGAGGAUGGCUCUACCUAUGCCGGAGAUUCCGAUUGAAAUAUUGAAUUAUUGAUUAGUAUUUCAUGUUUUAAAAACAAUUAUAGUUCCUAUUUAAUUUUCAAAUGUAGUUCCUAUUUCAUUUCAAAUAAAU
This is a messenger RNA of Cuscuta europaea, 541 nucleotides long. Lineage: Eukaryota; Viridiplantae; Streptophyta; Magnoliopsida; Solanales; Convolvulaceae. The record is from the annotation of a GenBank genome assembly.